AUGGCAAACGUAGGCGCUCCCGACUCUUGGGAACAACAAGCAGAUGCCGAUGCAGGGAGCGCAGCCGCUAGCAACGAUAUGUCGACCAAGUUUUCCACGUUGAAUGUGAAUGCAAUGGAAUUUGUUCCUUCAUUUGGUAUGAAAGUAAAUUCAAGUGACGAUAAAGAUUCGCCUAGUGACUCAGCUGCGCCCGAGGAUUCUGCACCCUUAACCAACGGGCAAACCGUUCCAGAUCAAGAAGAAGCUGUGAGAAAAAUGGAAGAUAACCCUCCAGCAGACUGGGAAACAGCGGAUGGUGAUGUGGACCCUCUCCUCACCCCUGAUGACCCUGAUGGUGAUGAAGGUGAUGAAGGCGAUGAUGUUGUCAAUGAAGCGAUUAUCAAACCCAAAAAGAAGCUUGUUCAGGCCGAAGAAACCAAGAGUAAAAGGGAGCAUGUUAAUGUUGUCUUCAUUGGUCACGUUGAUGCUGGCAAGUCAACAAUUGGUGGUCAAAUCAUGUCUUUAACGGGGAUGGUAGACAAGAGAACACUAGAGAAGUAUGAGAGAGAAGCCAGAGAGAAAAGUAGAGAAUCAUGGUAUCUGUCAUGGGCACUUGACACAAACCAAGAAGAAAGAGACAAAGGUAAAACAGUUGAGGUUGGACGAGCAUAUUUUGAGACUGAGAAAAAACAUUUCACAAUUUUGGAUGCCCCUGGACACAAGAGCUUUGUGCCAAACAUGAUUGGUGGAGCUGCUCAAGCUGACCUUGCUGUUUUAGUAAUUUCUGCAAGAAAAGGAGAGUUCGAGACUGGCUUUGACAGAGGUGGCCAAACUAGGGAACAUGCCAUGUUGGCCAAAACUGCCGGCGUGAAACAUCUGGUAGUGCUAAUAAAUAAAAUGGAUGAUCCCACGGUUCUUUGGGCUGAAGAACGCUAUAAUGAAUGUAGAGAUAAGAUCCUGCCAUAUCUGAAAAAAUUAGGUUUCAAUCCAGCUAAGGAUCUCACAUUCAUGCCUGUUUCUGGCCUUACUGGACUUGGACUGAAAGAAUCCGUUCCUCAAGAAAUAUGCCCAUGGUACUCUGGGUCUGCAUUUAUUCCGUUUAUUGAUAAUUUGCCCUCAUUGAACCGCAAGACUGAUGGACCUUUCAUUCUACCUGUUGUGGACAAAUACAAGGAUAUGGGAACUGUUGUUAUGGGCAAAGUAGAAUCGGGUGAAUGUAAGAAAGGAAUGUCACUUAUAAUUAUGCCUAAUAGGACCUCAGUAAUUGUCGACCAGUUAUGGUCUGAUGACGAUGAAGUAACUUCUAUUGGACCAGGAGAGAAUGUAAAAAUCAAGGUAAAGGGUAUUGAGGAAGAAGACGUUUCUCCUGGUUUUGUGUUAUGUGAUCCAUCAAAUCCCAUCAAAACUGGACGUAUGUUCGAUGCACAAGUUGUGAUAUUGGAGCAUAAAAGUAUCAUUUGUGCCGGAUAUUCAGCAGUAAUGCAUAUCCAUUGUGUUGCUGAAGAAGUAACUGUGAAGGCUUUGAUCUGUCUUGUGGACAAGAAAACUGGAGACAAGUCAAAGACUAGGCCUCGAUUUGUGAAACAAGAUCAAGUUGCAAUUAUGAGGAUAGAGUGUGCAGGAAUCAUUUGUCUAGAACGGUUUAAAUUGUUCCCUCAAAUGGGCCGAUUUACUCUUAGAGAUGAAGGUAAAACAAUUGCAAUUGGUAAGGUGCUGAAGGUUAUCGAAUAAGCACUGCUGUGUGACGAAGCAUAGACCAGAGUUGACAGCUGCGUUUCCCAUUUUGAGCUAGUUGAAGUGCAUUCAUCAAACCAAUCAGAUGAACAUUAAAACAUUAUUCUACAAUGGUUCAAACUCCUGAGUGUUGUUGAUCUGUGCAAUUAUAAUUACCAAGUCUUUGAUAAACGCCUAAACAUUCGACCUCAGCCAGGACCGGCUGUAUUGAAUGUGAUCUUCAGCAACUACAGGAAGACAUCAUUUUACAAUGCUGUUCAAAAUUACCAAAUGUGCCUAAAAUUUGUAAUGGGUUGUUGGUCAUAAAGCCAGUUGAAACAUGCAUAUUUGGCCUCUUCAGUGGACUUGAGGUUUGCAUCUUGUGCUGAAGGCUAGUUUUGAGCAUCACCUGUGCCUUUGUGUCUUGAGGCUCUCAUGGGAUGAAUUAUUUUCUAAUAUUUCUUGAACAGUUGAUAGUUUGAUGAAUGUGUGAAUAAAUGAAUGAAUGAAUGAAUGAAUGAAUAAGUGUGUAUGUGCACUUAAGCUCUUGUCUGAGCUCAGUGCACCUUUUAACCAAGACUCAUACACUGUGAUUGAAUAAAUGUGAGCAGAUUAAUAGAAUUCUGGCAGUGUGUCUUGAAGUGUGAAUCUGCAUACUGCUUUGUAUACCCUUGUUGAAUUCUGAGAAUGUUUGUUGUGUUACUGAGCUCUUUUUCAACCUCUCCCUUAAGCUUUCUGGAAAUUGACAAUAACAUUCAAAGAAAAUUCUGCUUAAUGGCUGCACAGGGGAUUUAAAGGAAGGCAUUAUUUAUGUUAAUAAGGCUGUCAUCCAAUACAUUAUAGUACUGCUACCUUCUAUUUGCUUUGGGACAAGGUUUAUUGCAUUUAUUGUUUGUAACAUUCUCUGGUUUCGUAUUUGCCUUCUUUCGUUUUUUCCUAUUGCGCCUUCAGCUAUAGCUGCAUUUCUUGUCGAGUUACUCAUUUUCCAUCAAGGUUAUGGUCUUAAUGGUUCGUGUUUCUUCAAUUCUUGUUUUUGUCAGGUAUUGUCUGUUAUUAUUAAAAGUUGGCCAAAUAGUCUGCAUGUUCUCAUUUAUUUUAUUUUUGAGAAGUUCUGUUCAAAUCAUCCUAACUGAAAUCAUGUUCUUGACCAAUCUAUCCACAAAUAAUGUAGUUUGGUCGUAAUGGAUAGUUGUUUUCAAAUGCUGUGUGGAACACUUGUGUUGAUUUAGAAGACAGUUAUUGCUUGUUAACAGUUUGUACAUAUUAACGUUUUGAUGCCUGGGAAGAGACUGUUUGGUUGGAUGGGCUAUAGUUUUUAUGAAUCGAGUGUUAUGUUUCUAUUUGAUAAUUGAUAAUAGUAACUACAGUUAUGGGAUCUUUCAGCACACACUGUCAUCAACUACUGAUACAAGCCAUUCUUGUCAUGCAUAGAAGUGUUGGAGGAAUUCCAUUAGCAACUUUUUUAUUUCAUGACUACUGUUAUACAACAAUUUGUGUGAUUGUUUUUCCAUAUUUUUGUAGGGACCUGAGGAAACACUGCCUACAUAGUUGCAAUUAUUUUGGUAUAGUGCUAUGAUGGCUUGAAUACUCAUGUGUUGAAUGCACUGUCACAUCAUUUGUUUUCCAGGGCCCCUUAUUGUGCUAAAUCUUUUAAUGCUUUCAUCAAAUUCUAAUGAACUCGUGUCACAGUCUGCUAUGCUUCAAUUGAGCUCCGUUAAGUUUUUUUUCUUCUCAGAUUAAAAUCUUGUUGCAGCCUUGGGGCUUUCAUUAAAAUGUGUAAAUAAUUGAGGUUUAGGGAUUCUUCUGUUUAUUUUUUCUACUACUGUAUAAACAGUUGCGCGAAAUUGGGACUGAAUGAAACUUACAAUUUCAAAUAGUUUCAUGUUGAAAUUUGCUAACACCGUUUACAGAGGCCACUAUGCUAUAACUGUAAAAUGCUAUUGUACUGUUGGCUCGAGUCUUCUUUACAUCUCUUUUCCUAUCAAUAAGCAUUGAGUGAAUUUCUAGUAAAACUCUUUGCAAAAUGUGCCCAAUAAUCACAGUGCAAAUAAAGUAUCUGAUGAAACGGUG
This is a messenger RNA of Thrips palmi, 3762 nucleotides long. It is a transcript of the gene eRF3, whose product is annotated as eukaryotic peptide chain release factor GTP-binding subunit ERF3A. Gene Ontology annotation, biological process: translation. Bases 1 to 1710 code for a protein of 569 amino acids. The record is from RefSeq and is a predicted model, not a curated record. NCBI's taxonomy places the organism in Eukaryota, Metazoa, Arthropoda, Insecta, Thysanoptera, Thripidae. The transcript has 9 exons. Gene Ontology annotation, molecular function: GTPase activity; GTP binding; translation release factor activity. Gene Ontology annotation, cellular component: translation release factor complex.